Messenger RNA from Leptopilina heterotoma, 675 nucleotides. RefSeq lists its product as uncharacterized. Bases 1 to 675 code for a protein of 224 amino acids. The transcript is spliced from 2 exons. NCBI's taxonomy places the organism in Eukaryota, Metazoa, Arthropoda, Insecta, Hymenoptera, Figitidae. The record is from RefSeq and is a predicted model, not a curated record.
AUGACUACCAUUGCUGGCUACCGCUGUUGUAAAACUGGAGACAACCGAAGGGGCAGUGGUAAUACCCAAGUCGAAACAGCUCGCCGUAGCGUGACUCUUCGCAUACGACACCAAGAAUCACCACCAGCGACUCUUGUAUUUGCCUUAGUUAUCCGAAAUCUAUCUUUAAAGAUUCCUUCAUCCCCGGUUUCAAAACAAACGUGGCCUCACUUAAACGGUCUCAGUCUAGCAGAUCCAGACUUUAGAGUACCUCGAGAGAUCGAUAUAAUUUUGGGUGCCGAUAUCUACGGCUCGUUAAUUCGAGACGGAGUUCGUCGUGGACGUCAAAAUGAACCAAUUGCUCAACGAACCGUCUUUGGUUGGACAAUCCUUGGACCACACUGGUCAGCAGAAGUUCCGAACCAUGUCGCUUCACCUAAUGUCACUGCAAUGCGCGUCAAAUCUCACGACGACCUUGUCGAGUUGCUGGAACGAUUUUGGGUUCAGGAAGAGAUCGCAGACCCAGUAAUCCCGGAGAACGAUCAUGAGUGUGAACGAUUGUUUCAAACUGAGCAUUGCCGUGACGUCGGUGGAAGAUAUACUGUAAGGCUUCCUCGUCGUUCGACACUCAAUUUUAUAUCGAUCUCUCGAGGUACUCUAAAGUCUGGAUCUGCUAGACUGAGACCGUUUAAGUGA